This is a messenger RNA of Mangifera indica (mango), 656 nucleotides long. RefSeq names its product 40S ribosomal protein S25. Gene Ontology annotation, molecular function: structural constituent of ribosome. Lineage: Eukaryota; Viridiplantae; Streptophyta; Magnoliopsida; Sapindales; Anacardiaceae. The record is from RefSeq and is a predicted model, not a curated record. Gene Ontology annotation, cellular component: cytosolic small ribosomal subunit. The transcript is spliced from 4 exons. The coding region runs from base 158 to 484 and encodes 108 amino acids.
UCAAAUAUUUCCAAAACGACGCCGUGUAAUCUGAUACAAAACCGAUCUUUACUAAACCCUAGGGGUAGAUAACACUCUCAGCCUCCCCGCAUCGCUUCUCUCUUUUUCAUCACACUUUUACCCCAGAGUGCAGAUCAUCUCCCUGUGAUCAAAUCCAAUGGCUCCAAAGAAGGACAAGGCUCCCCCACCAUCGUCCAAGCCUGCGAAAUCCGGUGGCGGAAAGCAGAAGAAGAAGAAGUGGAGCAAGGGAAAGCAAAAGGAGAAAGUGAACAACAUGGUGUUGUUUGAUCAAGCAACUUAUGAUAAGCUUCUUUCUGAGGCCCCCAAGUACAAGCUUAUCACUCCUUCCAUUCUCUCUGAUCGUUUAAGGAUCAAUGGAUCACUUGCAAGGAAAGCAAUUAGAGAGCUUAUGGCAAGAGGUUCGAUUAGAAUGGUGUCUGCCCAUGCAAGCCAGCAGAUCUACACCAGGGCAACAAACACUUAGGUCUUUCAAUAUAUUUGCUUAAAAGUUUUCAUGUAGUGGUUUCUGGGGUUUGAUUGUUAUUGUUUUUUAAUCUGCCAAUCUGUUUAAGAGUUUAUAAACUACAAUUCUUGACCUUAAGUUGAUGUUUUUUGUUUAAUGAGUACCUUUUGAAAAAGUUUCUCGGUACAAGCUA